Physella acuta is the source of this 5956-nucleotide messenger RNA. RefSeq names its product NGFI-A-binding protein 1. Gene Ontology annotation, biological process: negative regulation of DNA-templated transcription. The record is from RefSeq and is a predicted model, not a curated record. Gene Ontology annotation, molecular function: transcription coregulator activity; transcription factor binding. Gene Ontology annotation, cellular component: nucleus. Lineage: Eukaryota; Metazoa; Mollusca; Gastropoda; Physidae.
UACAGUCACUGAGCCGGGCUAGGCAAGGACGGGUUGGUGGUGUCUGUGUUCUCAAUAUACAGCUGGCUGUGUUCUGUUAUUGUUGUUAUUUUUUAAAUUAUUGAUUUUAAGAAAUACCAGAAACUGGAAUAACUUUAGGAAACAAGAUGGCUUCUGUCCAGCCAUCCAACAAUUCGGAGCUUCAGCUGUACAGGGUAUUACAGCGUGCAAACCUUUUGCAAUAUUUUGAAACUUUCAUUACUCAAGGGGGAGAUGAUGUCCAGCAGCUGUGUGAGGCAGGGGAAGAUGAGUUUCUGGAGAUUAUGGCCCUUGUGGGAAUGGCUAGUAAACCUCUCCAUGUCAGAAGAUUACAAAAAGCUCUGCAGGAGUGGGUGGCUAACCCAGCUGCCUUUGAGGUUAUCAAGAAAUACCCAACACAUGUCAUGAGCAUGGCGGGAUCAUCUCAAGCACUCAGUCCCUCCCAUUCCAUAGAACGCUCCAAUAACAUUCAAGACUUCAAGGUGACGCCUCCCCAGUCCUCCGCCAUCUCCACCUCCACGCCGUGGGCAUGUCAAAGUGGUGUAAGGGGAGUAAGCCCGUCAGAGGGGAGUAACUUGGAACAUCCCAGCCCUUCAGAUUCUCCUCAAGCUGAUUUUAAAGAUAUCAUGAAGGAUGUUCUGUACAACCCAGAUGACCAGUCCUACGCUGGCAUGAUGGGGCUGUCCCAGCCCACCCUGCUGGAACAUCAGAUCACAGCCAUAGCAACAGCUGCAGCCAUGCUGGCUCAAACCCUGCCUCCGUUUGAACCCAAGUCAAUGCCAAAGAAACAAAUCAGCAAGGAAAUUAGUUGUGUAAUGAUGAUGCCCCUUGAUGACCCCAACAGGAUGGAUGCCCUGAGAAAAUAUGCUGCCAUCUAUGGCAGGUUUGACUCAAAAAGAAAAAAUGACAGACCCAUGUCCUUACACGAAAUAUCAGUAAAUGAAGCAGCAGCACAACUCUGUAGUCAUUUCCCUGCACUACUAACUAGGAGGGAGGAAUUGUUUCCCUUGGCAAGACAAGUAGUGAGAGAUAGUGGGUACCAGUACUCGAAAGGGCACUCUAGGUACGAUUUAAAAGGGGCUGCUGAGGUUUUGGUACAACCCAAACUUGAGCAAGGGGAGGCUAUCCCAUCAACUUCAACUUUACUUUCUUCCUCCACAAUUCUAACUAUCACCAAUGAAGAAAGUUUUAAUGAACUACAGGCAGAACUUACACAGAUUACAUUAGAUCUCACAGAGUUGUCCAAAGAGCAGGAUCGCAUCCGAAGUGCCUUGAGGGUUCUUCUUGAAGCCAAUGACCAUGAUCAGAUGAAGACCUUGACCUCUGAGAUGGAUGACCUGAAUGACCGCCAGUCUGCCUUGACUAAAAAAAGGCAAAGAAUAAUAAACACCAUUGCCAAGUAUAGAAAAGGCAGCUCUAAAUACUCCGUCCCAUCAGUCAGUUUAGCCCGAGAUGCCAAGCUGUCCCCAACGCAUGGAAACCUGAACCCCAAGAUUAAAGGCAGCUACAUCUUCACUGACGACUCAUCAGUCCCCAACCCACUGAACACGCUGUACAUGGCCGCCAUACACAAUCACAAGGAUUCCCUUUUUGAAGAGGGCCUGCGCAUCGCCACGCAGUACGGCAUGUCGGACUUUGCCCAGGAGUUGAUCGGCAUGAAAACCAAAGACAAAGACGAUGAGCACAGCGAUUCUAGCAUUAACAUGUCCUCCGACAGCAGCGCAACUUCAGCCUUUGCUGCCUUCACCACCCUCUCAGCUUUACCCUCAUCCAUGCCAUCCCCCGCCGUCACUCCUGGGACCCCACCCUUGCACCCCACAGGUGCUAGAAGAGGAAGGCCUCCCUCUUCACACUCAGCCCACCGUAUUAAGGCAGCAACUCCAAACAGCUUCACUAAAACCACAGUGGAGAAAAAGAGCUUCACAAACGGAUCCUUCCCUAAUUCCCCAGCUAUGAAAUCGCCAAAUAUUCACGAAAAAAACAAUAACUCGUCUUCUGAAACCUCGUCCAUUGGAGCGGAGAGCCCGAGUGCUCAGGGCAGUCUGACCACCACCACAACUAUCACCAAAAACGGACAAGUCAUUGAAGUUGAGACCAGGCGGUCAAGCCGUAGGAAAAACUGUGACCCUGAUUACUAUCUAAUUAACGGUGGCGAGAAGAGAUUCCGGACAAGUAGUAAUCGCAGGAGUAGCAGCACAUCCAGCGAGAGGGUGAGACGACUCUCCUCCUCUUCAUCAGCCUCUUCAGCCAACCCUGGCACCCCCACGUCCUCCUCGCCUUGUAAGCCAAACCCUGAUCACCCUACAAACGACGACAUUAUCCGCAUGGGGGUUAACGAGCUCCGGCGUCGGGACGGACGUGAAAUCCAAAAAGUCAUGUUAGAUUUUAACCCUGGCAACACAGAAGACGCUGCUGACCAUGUCGAGGAGGCUGAAAUAAGUGACCUUGAUAAGAGGAGUAUAAAAAAAACAAAUCGUCUAAACGCUUUUCCUGGACACCGUCUUGUUGGAAGUGAAUACACAACCUAAAAAGAUUUAACAUGCUACUUUAUUUAUUACUUUAAAGCCUUCCGUUAAAAUUUCUGAUAUAUUGAACCAAGUUCAAGUACUGCAUUUUACUCUCUGAUAUUGAGACUUGCAUAAUUUAAGGACUUGUAUUGGAAUUCCAUUUCUUCAUAACCAUUUCUAUAAAUAUAUAUAUAUUUAUAUAUAUAUGUCGGACAUAAACUUUUUAUAUUACUCAUACAUCAACAAUCAUGAACUGAGACUACGACUUCUGUGUAUCAUAAUAUUCUAAUGUUUCGUGUGCCGCAGCGGAAACCAAUUUUUAUUGGUGUUGGCUAAUUACCGGAAAAACUGCUUGCUCUGUGAUGUUGAGCUCAUGUAUCUGUAAUAUUCUUUAUGCCAUCUGUUAUAUUUUGUGAUGGAAGUAGGUUAGACUUGUAUUUACCCCCCCCUUUCUCCCGCCCUCUGAAUCUGCUGACUGAACUUCUACACUCCAUUUAGACAGGCUAAAAGAGGAUACAAGACUGGGUACUUAUCAUUAAUCUGGUAAAUAAUACAAAUGUACACAGCUUCAUAUUUUUGAGCUGACCCGCACCUAGACCUAAACCUAAGAGAAAAAUUAACUUUUAAAAACAACUUUUAAAUUACUGUGAAAAUUGCUAUCAGCUUAUAAAUAACUAGAUCUUGUAUGGUAAAAUAUUAAAACUUUUGUGGCAGCUGUAUUGAGUUUAGAGAAAGUACCAUCUUCACUGCUACGAUAGUACAAAAUAGUUUAAUAAUAGUUUACCAACGUAUAUGAAACCAGUACAAAAUAGUUUAAUAAUAGUUUACCAACGUAUAUGAAACCGUAUAGUUUUUACAAGAACAUUUCUUAGCCAUAUCCACUACUGGACUACUACUGUUACUACAAACACUUUUUGAUAAUCAGAUAUUUCUUUCUAUUUGUUGGCCUAGAUAAAAGUUUCAACUAUAUUCGUGCUGUAAAAGCUGAUAGCUUUAGUUAAUUUUUUUUAACCUUGUAACCUUAAUUUUUAAACCUUGUAUCAUUUACUGCUGCUGAUGAUACAGGAAGAAAAGCCUACAUUUUUUUAACAUCUCUUAUUAAAACAUAGUUUUGACUGAAAACGUCUUCAUUAAACAGGUGCUUGAAUUGUUUAAAUAAAAUAAUAGUCUGUUAAAUUAAUCUAUUAAUGUAUUAUUUACCAAGCCUUACAAUUUUUUUUAGAAAUUGUUUGCAGUUGUCCAUUUUUUAAUUUUUCACUGAAUAAUAAUUUUUAAGAUAAAAAGGGCAAACAUUUGCCCAAAAACACUUAAUUAAAAUAAAUAUGAUACUAAAAUUGUAUUAUAAAUUUUUAAGAAAAAAAUACAUACAAAACAAAGUAAAAGUUUUUGUUUUGUAAAGUGCCAAACCUUGUGAGGUUGAAUUUUUUAAUGUAGGACAAAUUUUUUUGCUUUUAUUUUCUUUUAUGUUAGAAAUAACUUUUGGAUCUUGGGUAAAUAAUUUUAGUCUGACUUUAAUGGGUACUGGUAAAUAAAUAAUUAUAAAAGUACAUAGUAAAAUGUAACAGAAAUUCAAGGUAGUGUAGAUUAGUAGUUUACACAAAGAUUCUUUUAUAGCCAGAUUAUAAUUUUUCUUUAACAUUUUAAAGGUUCUUUUACCAAUCAGACAAAAAUUCUUUAUAGCAUUCCAUUAUCUCAUUUUGGCAUUUGAAAACUGUUUAAACCUGCUUUUAAGAAUGAAUAUUUUCCUAAUGUAAUAACUGUAAAUAUGGGUUUCACCUUGAAAGAAUUGUAAUAUUUAUUAUAUAAGCAUAUUUCUUUGAAGAAAGAAUUUUUCUAUAAUAUGUGAUAUUUGUUGCAUAUUAUCAAAGUAAAAAAAAAUGGCAAACAACCUAAUUUUAAGAAAUUGAUUAACUUAGGGGGUAGACAGGGUUGCUAUCCUAUGAUGGGCAGCAACAACAUGUUUUAUAAGUAGUUGGUCAGUUUUGUGCUUCCCACACUUCUGGUCGCCAGAAUAGGUGAUAUUACGAUAAAGUAAAAAAAAAUUUUUUUCAAAAUAAGUUAGUGUAUUUGAUGUAAAGUGUGUAAAGUCUAUAUCCAUGAAUGGAUAAAAUUGUUAACUGAAUACAAGACAAAAGCAGCACAAGAAAGCUGUAUCUACUUAACACACUAUUAAAAACUUAUUUUAUGUAAAGUAGCUGCUGCAGCUUAAUUAUAAAAAUUAAUAUGUUAAUUAGAAUUUUUCUCGCAACCCGGUUUUACUGUUAAGCCUUAAUCGUGUAUUUAUUAUCAUUUAGCUAUGUUUUAAAAUUCUUUUUAUACUUCUGAAUUUAGCUUGAAUUUCUGCAAGUUUUCCUAGAAAGAUUUCAGUCUUUGAAUAUUUAGAAAUACCCACAAGAGAAGCUACUCUUUGGUAUUUAUGGCAAGUUGAUACACUGAUGAUCAUGAUAAUGUGUAAAUUUUAUUACAUUUUAUUACUGAUUUUUCUCAGUUCCCAGUUAUUGUAAUUACCGGUAGCUUGACAAUAUUUUUGUGAUAUUAAUUUGAAUGGCAUUGGAGGAGAGUGUUUAAGAAAAAUGAUAAUUACGAAUUUGUUUCUUUUUAAUUUGUUGGCAUAAUUUUAAUAAUUUAAAAUUUUUAAUUGUUUAUUUAGAAUGAAGCAUUGCGGUUUUAAUUUUAACCUCAUGACCCUUUUUUCUGUCAUGUUUACCUUGUUGCUUUGUUUCAUUGGACAAAAAUUUGUAUAUAAACAAAAUGAACAGGAAUUAUGUUCACUUUGAAUUUUUAGUAUAUUCAUAAAACAGUUUUUUUAAAUAAAAAAAAUUGUGUGGAUGGGCCAAUAAAAGUACAAAAGUAAAAAAAAAUUAGUUCAACUAAAAAAAAUUAAAAUUGUAUCAUUAAGAUUUUUUCAGAAGUUAUUGUUUUGCUAAUUCAAUAUAAAUAAUAUUAUCAAGGGAAAUAACCAAACCUGUUUAAUUGUUACAUCAUUUUUUAAAAACAGCAACAUUUAUACUUAAUACAGCCUUCUAUUUCAAUUUAAGCCAACAAUACAUUCUUUUUCUUGUGGAUGUUGCUCAUUAAAAUGAUAAAUAUUAGAAAUGAGGCGGAUAAUCUUUUUGCAUAAUUUUUUCAAUUACACCCAUUUUUCAAAAUUAAAGUGAAUCUAUCAUUACUCUUGAGUAUUGAUUAUAAUUGGUUUCUCAAUUUGAUGUAUAAUACAUUUUAAAUUAAACUUCAAAAUUAAAAAAACUAAAGUUGAGAAGUUAGUUUAUAAGUUUAAGAAUAUUUAUCAAUUUUUAAAAUAGUAAUGUAUUUCAGCAUAUAUAUAAGUAUCCAACAAUAUUGACAUAAUCAAGUAUUCUAUUACUCUAAUUAGUGAAAUUAUUAUUGUGCAGAUUUGUAUUUAUUUUACAGUUUGUGUUGACAGUAAAAUG